UUCGUUCAGGGGAACAAAGGCUACCAGUGUGAUCUUCAUCCGUCCAAGACACAACCGAGACCUCCAUAUGGCCGCCCUGCACUUGUUGGUCGUCAUCAUCCUAGCAGCCGGUUCCCAGGCUGUGUCAAUCAACUGUGCGAGGAACUGUACAUCCAUCGUCCGACCAGUUUGUGGGUCAGACCGGGAAACCUAUAACAACCAGUGUCUGCUGGAGGUGGCCGGCUGUCAACUGGCAGAACAGAGCGCUGGCAGCCCCGGCGAUCAUCCUAUUGUUGCCCUCGGAGAUGGGUCAUGUUUAGGCCUCUGCCACGAGUGGUAUCACUGCACUGACGAGUACGACCCUGUGUGUGCUAACAAUGGACUGACUUACUACAACCAGUGCUACAUGGAAGCAGCUGACUGCACUCUUGGACUUAUGAACCCAUUCGCGCCCUACAUCCUUCUGGCGCACACCGGCAGCUGCACCUCCCAACCAGGUAACUACUGUCUAUGUGCUUUUUAAGGGACCAAUUUGGUACUAUGAUGAAAACUUUCACAUCUUUAAUUCAUUUUCGCAACGUCAUGCAUUUUAGCUUCAACAUAUGUAGGCCAUCUACAACCCGUCUGGAUCCAUUCUAGU
Messenger RNA from Branchiostoma floridae (Florida lancelet), 619 nucleotides. RefSeq names its product extracellular protease inhibitor 10-like. The transcript is spliced from 4 exons. The record is from RefSeq and is a predicted model, not a curated record. The coding region runs from base 68 to 502 and encodes 144 amino acids. Lineage: Eukaryota; Metazoa; Chordata; Leptocardii; Amphioxiformes; Branchiostomatidae. Gene Ontology annotation, molecular function: protein binding. Gene Ontology annotation, biological process: cell differentiation; multicellular organism development.